AUGAACCGUGGUAGGGCAGCGGCCCGGGGCAGUCGGAGAGGUGCGGCCGCUGCAAGUUCACGGGCAGCCGGUGAAAACAACGCCGCCUCUUCUACUCCAGACGUUACAGAUACUCCGGGCAGUGCCACUCCAGUACCUCAGAGUAUAGCGACCACAUCAACCCGCGGGGGGACUACCACUCGGGCGACAAGAGCCCCUGCAGCUGGUCGCUUCCGACCCAAGAACAUUCGCCGAGAUGAAGCAGAACGAGACAGUCUUGCCCGACAGGAGGAGCAGAAAGCCAGCGAGAGAGCAGCAGAUGAGCGCAAGGCGAGAGGGCGCUCACGUUUCAGGAGUAAAAGGAGCCGUGGUGAUGCCAUGGGUAGAGGCGGUUUUGGUCGAGUCAUUUCGGGAGCCAGUGGUCCAUUUUCCUCUGGUGCAGCAGGUUCCGGUGGGCGUGGAAGCAGUGGUUGGUGA
This is a messenger RNA of Fusarium tjaetaba, 456 nucleotides long. Its product is annotated as rna polymerase iii rpc4. The transcript has 2 exons. Bases 1 to 456 code for a protein of 151 amino acids. NCBI's taxonomy places the organism in Eukaryota, Fungi, Ascomycota, Sordariomycetes, Hypocreales, Nectriaceae. The record is from RefSeq and is a predicted model, not a curated record.